UUUACCACAGUGAAGAAGAAGACAUAGCAACAAUUCUGUAAAUUCGCAUUAUUUUUGUGUUUUAACAAAAAGGAAUUAAAAAAAAUAAGAAACUCCCAAGAGUUUGCUGAAACUGUGAAAAAUGGAAGAUGAGUAUUUCAAUGUGCCUUUAGAGGAUGUGAAACGUGAAUUAAGACGCGGAAUUAUAGAGUGUCAGAAACGCGGCUUGUUGCACAGUGCCAAAUGGCUGGCGGAGAUGAACCAUGGUCUGAGCGAUGUUGAUAUCGAUAUGAAUAGUGAGAAAUGUGAUUUUAGUGAAGUGGCCUUGGAUGGUAUUACAGCGCUGGAGUAUGAUAAUUAUUAUUUGGCCAAAUGUUAUUUUGAUGUAAGAGAAUAUGAUCGGGCGGCCUAUUUGGUGCGUAAUGCUGAGUCGUGCGUGCCCAGAUUUUUACAUUUAUACGCCACGUAUAUGGGCUUGGAAAAGCGAAGACUGGACUCGACCACAGAUCAGUCAAAUCUAAAUGAUUCGGGUCAUGUUAAAGAUUUGGCUGACCUGUUGGCCAAUUUGAAGUCUGAAUAUUCCCGAGGGCGUUUAGAUGGUUAUGGCAUGUAUUUGUAUGGUGUUGUUUUAAAGGCAGUCGAUCUUAAUCAAGCCGCUCAGGAAGUGCUAACACAAUCGAUACGUGCCGCGCCCAUGUUGUGGGGUUCAUAUGUUGAGUUGGCUCCUUUAAUUAAGGAAAAAGAGAAACUGCAGUCAAUGCAUUUGGGUGGCCAUUGGAUGAGACAUUUUUUUGUGGCCCACACCUACAUAGAAAUGUAUUUGAAUGAUGAGGGUUUGAAGGCGUAUGAAGAUCUACAGGCAGCUGGUUUUCGUAAAUGUGUCUAUGUGACAUCACAAAUGGCACUGGCCUAUCACAAUAAGAGGGAUGUUGAUAAAGCUAUAGAGAUAUUCCAAGCUUUACAAGAGGCUGAUCCAUAUCGUUUGGACAAUAUGGAUACUUAUUCUAAUUUACUAUUUGUUAAAGAGUUAAAGACCGAAAUGGCUCAAUUGGCCCACAAGGUGGAGGGCAUUAAUAAAUAUCGUCCGGAAACAUGCUGUGUUAUAGGAAAUUACUAUAGCAUACGUUGUGACCAUUUCAUGGCCAUUACUUAUUUCCAGAGAGCUUUAAAGUUAAAUCCCAAAUAUUUGGCAGCUUGGACUUUAAUGGGUCAUGAAUUUAUGGAGGUGAAAAAUACAAAUGCAGCCAUACAAAGCUAUCGCAAAGCUGUGGAGGUGAAUCGCCGAGAUUACCGCGCCUGGUAUGGUCUCGGUCAGGCUUAUGAAAUCCUUAAAAUGAAUCACUAUAGUUUGUACUACUUUAAAAUUGCCCACAAACUGCGUCCCUAUGACAGUCGCAUGCUGGUGGCUCUGGGUGAGACUUACGAGAAACUGGAUAGAUAUGAAAAUGCCAUACAAUGCUACAGUAAAGCCUGUGAUGUGGGUGAUAUUGAAGGUAUAGCCAUGUAUAAAAUGGCCAAUUUACAUGAAAAACUGGGGGCACUUGAUUUGGCAGUAAAAUGCUACAUAAUGUAUUGCGACGAUGACAGAGCAGCGGCUGAUAAACAAAGUUUAUAUCAUGGCUAUAUGACAUUGGCAAAUUAUUAUGAGAGUAAAGAGGAAUAUGAUAGGGCGUCUCAUUAUGCCUACAAGUGUUUGGAAUCGGAUGAUCGAAAAUCUGAAGCUAAAUCUCUACUCAAAACCAUAGAAAAUAAACGUAAAAUAAUAAUAUCGGUGGCUGGAGGACAAGCUGCUGGUAACUCCAACUCAGCUAAUAAUGUAGCAAAUGCUGAUACCUCUUCUGAUGGUGACAUGGAUAUGGAAUUAAGUGAAUUUAAAUUUAAUGAAUACAUGAUGAGUAAUCGUCCUAGCACGAGUAGUGCAGCGGCUGCCAAUGAUAUCUCGGUAAGUUUUAAAACUUCAGGUAAUAUGACAAAUGAAGUUGGAACCAGCACACAUCAAAGUACACUGGAUGUACAGCAACAACAUAAAAUGUCUGCCACUAUCGGCGAUGAUAUGUCUUUAAGUGAAAGUGAUAUGACAGCAAAUACCUCUAUAGCCACCAAUAAUACACCAUCAAAUAUACACUCUAGACGUACAUUGGCCUCAACUUCGAAUGCCGCUCAGAUUAUUGUGGAAACAGAGGAAGAUGAUGAUACUCAUUCAAUGGAAAUGUCUUCUAUAUCAAUUGAUUAAUGAAAUUUACAAAAACCUAAAAAAAACCUUCAAAGUUAUAAAUGAAUUUCCUAAACGACGAUAAAAGAAAAUUAUUCCUGUUGUGCAAGAUUGUUGCUAAUCUUCUAGUUUAUUAUUAUAAAUACAAAUAACCUUAAGG
Calliphora vicina (urban bluebottle blowfly) is the source of this 2351-nucleotide messenger RNA. RefSeq names its product cell division cycle protein 23 (gene Cdc23). Lineage: Eukaryota; Metazoa; Arthropoda; Insecta; Diptera; Calliphoridae. The coding region runs from base 122 to 2212 and encodes 696 amino acids. Gene Ontology annotation, molecular function: protein binding. The record is from RefSeq and is a predicted model, not a curated record. The transcript has 5 exons. Gene Ontology annotation, biological process: cell division; protein ubiquitination; anaphase-promoting complex-dependent catabolic process. Gene Ontology annotation, cellular component: anaphase-promoting complex.